Molecule: messenger RNA, 4755 nt
Organism: Tilletiaria anomala UBC 951
Lineage: Eukaryota; Fungi; Basidiomycota; Exobasidiomycetes; Georgefischeriales; Tilletiariaceae
Exons: 3
Coding region: 75-4724 (1549 amino acids)
Source: RefSeq, a predicted model, not a curated record
CAGCGGGCCAAUCAUUGCGAAUGAAAUAGAUCAUAACGCCGCUCUCGGGAGCACAGGCACGUCUGAGCGACAAGAUGGCCCGCGAUGGGAAGGCAAAAGCUCAGGCGGCGGAGCGUCAGGAGGUCGAAAUGGACGUCAAAAUCCACUAUGCGCUCAACAAUGCCUCGCACUCCAUGGCAGUACGGCUCAGCAGACGCGUCUCAAUCCCCAUCUAUGGGCUAGCUGGAUCGCGCGGAUUGCCUACACGACAGGAGAAGCAGGAGCCCAUCUUUGGGAAAGUGCCGCUCAAGCUAUGUCUGAAAGCGAUUUGCGCAGCAGACCCCAAGAUGUAUCCUUCUGACACUACCGAUUAUGUCGUCAAAGCACUCAAGGCGGCAGAUACCAUGCGUCAGCAGCAGCAGCAGCAACACGAGGCAAUUUUAUCUUCAUCGCCGCCAGCUGCUAGUCGAAAUAGCACGUCCAACCCCGCUCUGCUCUCCCCCCAAUCGAUCACCCGCACAGCCGGCAGCUUGCUUGCUCUCGUGCGCAGCCCUUCCAAGCCGGGCCCUGUGCGACUAAGUCGUCAAGCUGUUAGCUCGUCAGACUCUCCUGCCAGAGCAGGUGGAAAACAUGUGGAGAGUGCAGGGGGCGCAAAGGGCAUUUUUGAUGCGUGCGGCUACCUCGGCUGUGCGCUCGAAGACCCUGAUGCACGAGUUGUCGUUGGAGGGACCGCAUUCAAGCCUAAGAUGGUGACUGGGAUGUGCAGGCAGAUUACUUCAUUCGAUUCUGAGGACGAAGAUGACAGCAACGAAGACAACAACGACUGGCAGGAGGAUGGGACUGAUGACGAUGACAAAGAGCAUGACAGCAAUUCCGAGGACGACGCGGACGAAGAGUAUCAAUCACCCUCAGGUGACGUGUUUGCGUCCGCUUCUGAUGUGUCUGGAGAUGAUCUAAGUCGGUCAGCAUCAUCAAGUCAGAACCAACGCUUGAAUUUACGGACAGGGUCACUUCAGCAGCGCCCAAAGCAGUCCAUCCCACACAUCCAGAAACAGGUCCAACGACAAUGCAGAUACGAGCGACAACAGCAAUCACGUCGCUGGGUUCUAGAAGUUGUGCUGCGCAUGGAGCCUGAAGAGCUGGAUGGCAUGCGUAUGCAAGCUCGCGCAGAAGGUGUGCGUGAGCGUAGAGAGGCACAAGCUGUGCUUGAGGCCAAUCGUGCGCACAAAGCGGCCAAAGCUGGCACCAAGUCGAGGAGUUCGAGCAUCGGUGCUGGUAGGGGUAAGAGGUCAAGCUCGCCGAUGCCGGUGGAAGCGGAAAGGGGGGAGUCAAACAGAGCGAGCAAGAGGCAGCGGCUGCUACACCGCCAGCAGACGGAGCCAACUGCCCAAGAGCAGGCUGAGGAUCCGCUAAUGGCGAAAUCUGGGUCACAUCGUCGUCGCGUACGUGAUGUAAAGCAUGGCCAGCGCUCACGCAGCCUUUCCCCGUGUGAGCAAGCUCAGCAGCAACUUCCGAGGCAGCGUAGUCGAUCUCCAUGCGUAUCGAUCGAUUGCGGGGACAUCAAGCAGUUCGGAAGCUUUGACUUGCCUGGCAGCAGGCCUUCACCUCAAACGCAUGGCGCCUACCUUAGCACGACCGCUUCCACUUUAACGUUGGGCAGCCUUGCUAGUCAGCAAGUGCAAGGGACGGAGAUGGAUGAGGACACCAACGAGGAUGUGCAGAGCAUUAGCAGCGGGCAUAGUCAGGCGAGCAGCAGCGCUGGCGUAGUCAGUGCCAUGCCUCCUCCGGCUGUACCCAUGCCAUCGCCCUUGCGUCUUUCCCAGUCCUCUUCAUCGUCGCAUUUGCAGCCUGCAGGCUCACAGCAGCGACGUAGAAGUGCAUCCAAGUCGCCGCUCGGCAUUGAAUCAAUACAACAACAUGGCCAUCCACUACAACAGCACUCACCAGAGGAUCACGAUGCGCACGAGGCAGCACGAAACAGCGAGGCAUCGGCAAGCAAGCCGAGCCCUGGCCAACCUCCAAUGGUGCAGGUUCUCCACCUGCUCAACGCUCUUCAAUCUACAGCAUCGUCCCAAAAUUCAGGUGGCAAUGAAGAGUCGCGCCAGCAAGCUCGCACUUUGCUGCAGCAGCUUCGCCAGAGCGGCAUCUUGCAGCUUUUAGGCGACGGUGGCAGCUCGAAAUGUAUUGCCUCGCAAACAGUCAGUACAGCCUCACCUGUGGGUGUUGCAGCGGGACCCUCACCAGCCUUGCAUGCAUCUGCACCUGUUGUACAGCCCUCACCAAUCUAUAUAUCGCCUCGGACACAAGCUCAAUAUGUCUCUCCAAAGGCACCGACGACCCAGAUACCACCACCUGCAAAACCUGCUUCUGCGUCAACUUCUGAUCUUGAUUCAGCUUCAACCUCUGCUACUACUGCCACGCAGGCAUCGCCAGCUGUGAGGGUUGCGCUCAUGCCCGCCCCGGAACUUUCCGCACCCAAAGCCGUGUACCACUGUUACCACUGCGGACGCGAGGACCCGGGCACGAAUGCAUUCUGGCGCAAAGUCGAGAUCGCAGACGCAGAUUGGUCGCGACUACCGCCUAGUCUGAUCGUCAAAUACCCGGCUGCCGUCAAGCCUGGCGAAACACCACCGUCUGGUAUCAAAGUAUUUGUCGCUUGCAAGGAAUGCGGUCCGGCAUACAAUGCUUGGAAGGAAGAGAUGAAGAAGAAGGAAGAUGAAGGUGAUGCUUGUCUCCCAAGAGCAUCUUCGCCCGUUGCACUCGCUGCAACCGCUCCAGUUAUGCCUCCGCCCCCGUCUCGAGCUCUGCUCGAUCCCUCUCGCGCUUUCAAUAUUGAAGCACCUCACGUACCAGAGCCCAGAGGCGGAUAUGAGCCAUCUCGAAAGCCCGAUAGCUAUGCGUAUGGUGUCGAUGCCACCAAUGCUCGCAAGAAAGCGCACUUCUCCAAUCCGCAGACAUCUCCUUUCGCGAGCAGCACUAAUACCCCCUUCGAAUACAGCCGCAAUAUGACACAGUCAAGCCCCGCGCGCUCGCAUCAGAAGCGUCUCAACCUGACCAACUCCAGCGAUGCAACCGCGCGCAAUCAACUCUUUAAUGAUGAAGGGAUGGACUAUGGCGGGGAGAACAAUCUGCCGCUGAAUGCCACGCCGGGUACCAUCCUGGCUGGUCUUCAGACGUGGACACCUCUUCGCCGCAGUCCACGAAAGCAACCCGUCGGCACCCAAAGCAAUGUCAAUCCAUACGCUAGCUUGACUGCUGGAGAUGGUAGUCCCACCUUGUCACAGCGGGCCAAGGUCGCAUCGAUGCCAAAAACCUCCGAUAGCUCGCCUUCAUUACCAAACCAAAGCACUGGCACUCGUCAGCUCCGAAUCAGCCCACGUCAACCUUCGCUAACUUCGCCCGAAGGCCAGACACCAGCUCGUCUGCAGAAAGCCCUGACCAAUUGGUCUGACUCAGAUGAAGAGGAUGCGCAUGCUGCCGAGGAUGAUGAACCUGAUGCCUCUCCCAGCCCUGCUCGUCGCAAAGCGAGUCAUAUGCACUUCCAGCCAUCUUCCGAAAUGGCAGCGUCAAACGCUCAGCUGACGAAAGGUCCACGUCAACGCCUGGCGUCCAAGCCGGUCGGGCCAUUCAUGGGCCGAUCACCGUCCAUCGGGGCGGAGGGACUGCUGGGUCAGAGCCGGAUCCACAAGGGCUUGCGGCAUGUCGUAUCUAGCCCUUCGAAAGGUCACGACGAUCGAGAUAUGGACGUGAGCAAGCUCUUCUCUGCAACACAAGAAAUGUCGGCAUCAUCCCCGAUUAACCUUGAUCUGUCUUGGAUGAACGACGUGCCCGCCGAGUCCACCAACCAGGCAAGCCCAAGCAAGUUCCUCGCCAGCCUUGGCAUCCAUUCGCAGACCAAGAGCGCACCUGUUGGGGCUAAAGCGGCGAGCACAUCGAAUCAAGGUAGCGCAGGCUUGCCAGCGGUGUCAGUACCGGAUCAAGCUCUAGCAGCUCGUCGCCCACUGCCCGCGACAGUAGAAGACGCGUCUUCUUCCGUCGCCAGCUCACCUCCAGACGGUGGUCCCACGCCCGAGGGUCUUUUCAACCAACUCUUUGACGAGUUUGGUCUGUUACCUGCCUCUGGUAUUGGAAUCCCAGGAUCGAACUUUGAUCCGAGCAACAUCAACAACAUUGAGACCUAUGGGUCCUUCGACUUUGGCCAGCAGUUCACCGACUUUAUGCAGCACAACACCCCGGGCUUUGCGGCUCACGUGCCACCGAAACAGCAGCAACCCGCUGUCGUUAUGCAAGGCCCCAGCUUCGUUGGGGAGCAGCAUCAGACGCACGUACGAGCUUCAAGCCAGCAGCCAUUGCAGCAGGAUGUGCAACAUGCGCAGACACAGGCACCCGCGCGGACGAAAUGGCCGAUCGUUCCAGCAGCUGAAGGAGGCAAACCGUCUGAGCCUUGGAAUGGCUCGAAGCAGACGCUCAAAGGGCAGGGGAGCUCGGUCGCAAAAGGCAAAGCUAGGAAGAGUGGAUCGCGGAGCAGGCUGCAGGCUGCAUUGUCGAAGCUUCCGCAAGAAUUGCAGCAGCAAGCGAAUAGCCUGGUCUCGGCGGGAAAGCCUUCGCAACCACAACCGCCUCCCCCACCGCCAAAGCGGCAGACGAAAAGCAACCUGCCAAAUGCUGAUGUCACGACACGUUUGCUUAAUUUGCUGCAAGAUCCUCAGAUGCAGGCGGCCAUCUUGUCCUCAGCGGAGCGAUAGGUUGAAUAUAAUAUAGCGCAAUGAAUUUACC